AUCUGGAUGGAUGACAUUAACUGCACAGGGACAGAAGCUGCCCUCGCCGAUUGCAGGGCUCGGCCUUGGGGAAACAAUAACUGUCACCAUGGAGAAGAUGCUGGUGUUGUUUGCUCAGACUCAGCCCUUCCACAUCUGGCUCAGGUGCAAUUGCUGAACAGCCCAAGUCGCUGCGCUGGGAGAGUCGAGGUGAUUCGUAACCAGCUGUGGGGAACCGUGUGUGAUGACGGCUGGGACUUACAGGAUGCCGGAGUCGUGUGCAGGCAGCUGGGCUGUGGGACGGCGUUAUCAGCCCCAGGAGGGGCUCGAUUUGGACAAGGAUCUGGGCCAAUUUUGCUGGAUGAGGUUAACUGCACAGGGACCGAAGCUGCCCUCUCCGAAUGCAGAGCUAGGCCUUGGGGGGAUCAUAAUUGUCACCACAGAGAAGAUGCCGGUGUUGUGUGCUCAGGCUCAGGCAUCUCAGAAGUGGCACAGCUACGACUGGUGAAUGGUUCGAGUCGCUGCACUGGGAGAGUCGAGGUGCUUCACAACCAGCAGUGGGGAACCGUGUGUGAUGACAGCUGGGACAUAAUUGAUGCUCAAGUCGUGUGUAUGCAGCUGGGCUGUGGGACAGCGCUAUCAGCACCAGGAGCGGGUCGAUUUGGGCGAGGAUCAGACCCUAUCUGGCUGGAUGAUGUUCAGUGCAAAGGGACAGAAAUUGGCCUUUCCGAAUGCAGGGCUCGGCCUUGGGGACACAAUAACUGUCACCACGGAGAAGAUGCCGGUGUUGUGUGCUCAGACACCGACAUCUCCGAAGUGACUCAGCUGCGACUGGUGAACGGUUCGAGUCACUGCGCUGGGAGAGUCGAGGUGUUUCAUAACAAGAAGUGGGGAACUGUGUGCAAUGACAGCUGGGACCUACUGGAUGCUGGAGUCGUGUGUAGGCAGCUGGGCUGUGGGACGGCAUUAUCAACCCCCACUGGAGCUCACUUUGGGCGAGGAUCUGACCAUAUCUGGCUGGGUAAUGUCAACUGCACGGGGACAGAAGCUGCCCUCUCCCAGUGCAGGGCUAGGCCCUGGGGAGACAGUAACUGCACCCAUGAAGAAGAUGCCGGUGUUGUGUGCUCAGACUCAGGCAUUUCAGAGCAGACUUCGCUCCGUCUGGUGAACGGCCCGAGUCGCUGCACUGGGACAGUCGAGGUGCUUCACAACCAGCAAUGGGGAACUGUGUGUGAUGACAGCUGGGAUUUAACUGAUGCUGGAGUCGUGUGCAGGCAGCUGGGCUGUGGCACGGCGUUAUCAGCCCCAGGCGCGGCUCACUUUGGGCGAGGAUCUGACCCCAUCUGGCUGGAUGCCGUUCACUGCACAGGGACAGAAGCUGCCCUCUCCGAUUGCACGGCUCGGUCUUGGGGAGACAAUAACUGUAACCACGGAGAAGAUGCCGGUGUUGUGUGCUCAGACUCACGCAUUUCACAGCAGACUCAGCUCCGACUGGUGAACGGCCUGAAUCGCUGCACUGGGAGAGUCGAGGUGCUUCACAGCCAGCUGUGGGGAACGGUGUGUGAUGACAGCUGGGAUUUCGCUGAGGCCAGAGUCGUGUGCAGGCAGCUGGGCUGUGGGAUGGCGUUAUCAGCCCCAGGAGGGGCUCGAUUUGGACGAGGCACUGAUCCCAUCUGGCUGGAUAACCUUCACUGCACAGGGGAAGAAGCUGCCCUCUCCGAUUGCAGGGCUCAGCCUUGGGGAGACCAUAACUGUAACCACGGACAAGAUGCCGGUGUUGUGUGCUCAGACUCAUCCGUUCCAGAGCGGGCUCCAAUCCGACUGGUUGAUGGUUCGAGUCGCUGUGCUGGGAGAGUCGAGGUGUUUCACAACCAGGAGUGGGGAACCGUGUGUGAUGACAGCUGGGACAUAACAGAUGCUGGAGUUGUGUGCAGGCAGCUGGGCUGUGGGACGGUGCUAUCAGCCCUAGCGGGGGCUCAAUUUGGGCAAGGAUCUGACCGUAUCUGGCUGGAUGAUGUUCAGUGCACAGGGACAGAAGCUGCCCUCGCCGAAUGCAGGGUUCGGCCUUGGGGAGACAAUAACUGUCACCAUAGAGAAGAUGCCGGUGUUGUGUGCUCAGACUCAUCCGUUCCAGAGCGGGAUUCAAUCCGACUGGUUGAUGGUUCGAGUCGCUGCUCUGGGAGAGUCGAGGUGUUUCACAACCAGCAGUGGGGAACCGUGUGUGAUGAUGGCUGGGACAUAACAAAUGCUGAAGUUGUGUGCAGGCAGCUGGGCUGUGGGACGGCAUUAUCAGCCCUAGCGGGGGCUCACUUUGGACAACAAUCUGACCCCAUCUGGCUGGAUGAUGUUCAGUGCACAGGGACAGAAGCUGCCCUCUCCGAAUGCAGGGCUCGGCCUUGGGGAGACAAUAACUGUCACCAUGGAGAAGAUGCCGGUGUUGAGUGCUCAGAUCAGGGCCAGCUGAGUCUGCGGCUGACGAGUGGCCCAAGCCCCUGCUCUGGGCGAGUGGAGGUGCUGAUUAACAACACCUGGAGUGCCGUGUGUGACGCCGGCUGGGGCCUGCCGGAGGCGGGGGUGGUGUGCAAGCAGCUGGGCUGCGGCCCGGCGCUGUCAGCCCCGGGGGCUGCUCAGUUCGGCCACGGGGCCGGCGACGUCUGGCUGGAGGGCGUGAGCUGCUUGGGCCAGGAGUCUCUCAUCAGCGAGUGCCAGCUGAGCCGGCUGGGUCCCGGGCAGUGUGGCCAUGGCUCCGAGGCCAGCGUGGUGUGUGCCGGGCAGGCCGGCUCUGGGCUGCUCUUGUCCCUGCUCCUCGGCCUGGGGGCUGUCGUGGUGCUGAUCUUCGUGGCCCUGCUCUGCUGGAGGAUGCGGCGGGACGGAGCCGCUGGGAACCCCCUGGGCCAUGUGCACCUGAAGGAGCUGAGGGCUCCAGGGACCCCACCCCGGUCCCAGGGAGCGGCAAAUCCAGAGCCCUCCGAGGAGCCCGACAGCCAGAUGACCUGGCUGGUGAGGGAAGACAUGGUGCUGUGAGAGCCGCGUGCCAGCCGGGCUGGGCUGGGCUCAGCCUGCACUGAGAGAUGGGCCGGUGGGAUCCUGCUCAGAGCAUCCCCAGAGCUGCCAGCUGCCUGGACUGUGGGGAUGCUGAUGGGGCUCAUCUGGGGGCUGGGGAUCUCCACUCCCACUGUGGGGCCCCUGGCACCAUUGUCCCCCCAGCUGACUUGGAAAACUCCCCUGCUCCGCCCCACCCCCAGCUUUCCCUGCUGUAGUUCCCAGCAGCUCCCACGCCCAUCCCUGAGCAGCCUGUGCCCAGCCAAGCAGACAGCAUGUUGUGCGCCCUGCAGAACCAUUGUCAGGUGCACAGGGACAGCCGGCUCCUUCCCCACCCAGUGACCGUCCCAACAUUUAAAUGAGCUAUGGGGAGAGACUGACUAUGGGUGUCUGCCUGUGCCUGAUGUGCCAGGCCCUGGUAAAGCCUGGUGUUCUCAUAUGUAUGUGCCCAGUACAGCCUGAUCUCGAGGCACCAGGCCCUAUCUGUCUGUGCCCAAUGCACCCUGAGCUCAGGGCACCAGGCCCCGUCUGUCUGUCUGUGCCUAAUGCACCCUGAGCUUGGGGAGCCAGGCCCCGUCUGUCUGUCUGUGCCCAAUGCCCUCUGAGCUCAGGCCACCAGGCCCCAUCUGUCUGUGCAGCAGCCAGUUCGGGCCCCCAGUAAAUGAUCAUUACAGCUUCAAGUGUGUAGAUAAGGUGCAGAAAUACGUGCAGCUGCAUGAUGGUAACUUCCUUAAUGGAAAGGGAUGGGCCGGGUUACAGAUACAGAUACAAAGAGCUUGUCUCUAACCUUCCCUCCCCCACCCCAUCCUUGUGCUGUAUAAAUACCCUGUGGUAAUAUUACACAGCUAGACACGGAGACAGCAGCUGCAUCCAGACAUGAGCCCUGUUGCACAUUUCCCAGGGGAAGAUGUUGGGGAACAAUCACAUUAUUCCCCCUUUUCUUUGCAUUAGUAGCAUAUUGGCAGCUGAAACCUUUCUGAUUUCUUGUAAUUCCCGAAAGCUUCCACAAGGUGUCAAUGGCUCCCCACUCCUCAAAGUGCCCCACUCUCAUCCCCUCUGUAGUAGGGUGACCACAUGUCCUGUUUUGGCAGGGACAGUCCCUUUUUCAGCUCUGUUCAGGCCGUCCCUACUUUUUUUCAGUAAAACUGGACAUUUGCCCUGAUUUGUGAAGGCAGCGCUGCCUUCAGAGCUGUCCCCCCGGGCAGCAGUCCCCGAUCUCCGCUGCACACUACAUGCAGUUCUUAUGUCUGGGUCAACCUAGGACAGCUGUUCACUGCUUGCAUUACAGGAUAGUGAGGAGUAUACUUAGAGGAUUGUACCUCAGAGAUGUAUAAUCCCUUCCCGAGCAGCCUGGUGUUCUGGUAAAAUGAGUGUGCUGCACACAUUACAGUGGGGCAUUCCUCCCUGAGCUCAGUGAGUGCAGUCAUGACUGGUAGGACGCACAGAGAGUAGGGUGACAGAGUGGAGAGCAGAGAGAUGUGGCUGCUGCCAGGGGGAUCAGCUCUGAAGGCAGCGAUGCCUGCCAGCAGCAGCAGAGAAAGCUGCUGCUGUCAGACAGUGCUAAUUUCAGAACUGACCCCAAGGAAGCAGCCCCGCUUGCUGGCCGCAGGGCAGAGCAGAGAAGUAAGGGUGACAUGGUAUUGCCACCCUCACUUCUGCACUGCCUCAGAGUCUGAGCUUCCCUUACUGUAAGGCUCAGAAUAAAAUGCUUUGAUCAACUUAACCGGAGGCUGUAUAGAAGUACUAAAUUAAUUUUCCCGUCAGCUUAGUGCGAGGUCAGCAACGAGAAAGUAGAAACUGAUGGGCACAGAUCAUAGCUAAAUGGAUUGUCAGCAUCAGCAGUGUUGAAGGAUGCCGCACGCAGGUAAUCCGAUGGAGGUUAGUGGCAGUGCUCUGAUUUGUAAAUGCUGGGUUUUUUUCUGGUUAGUUGAGUUGCAGCUGCAGGCUGAAAGCAGCGUGAUGGUCUCUUCCCAGCUCCAAGGUUUGCCUUGCUUGGGAGCCUGAGUGUUGAGACAGUGUGAAAUAGGAAGGAUUUUUAAUUGCACAUUUUGUUUUAGCUAAGAGUCUCCCUGAGCCAAACAGGCUGCCUGCCGUAGAGGCAGAGGGCCGUGCCCAGAUGCUGGGCUGGGCCAGUGUUCCGAGAAAGCCUUGUGACGGAACACUUGCAAAUCAGUUCUUCCCUGGUGUUUCAGUAUCAGAUUUACCAGGCCGUAGAGAUCUCUAGUGUAAACCCUUCGACUUGGAGAUUAACUUGGCGCAUAGCAAGAAAUUGGUUCAGCAAAACAGAGGCUGUUAGGAGCAGGGUCCCAGCUGGAGGCAGACUGACAUCAUGUAUCCAAAACAUCCCUACAAGGAGCACACACAGUUCAUUGACACACAUGUUCUCCUUUGACAAGGGCUGGUUGUGUUACAAGUAAGGGUGGCAAUACCACCAUGCUACUUUUACUUCUGUGCUGCUGCUGGCGGGGGCGCUGUCUUCAGAGCCAGGCAGGCCAGCAAGCAGCCGAUGCUCUCCAUUGCCCAGCUGUGAAGGCAAUGCUGCCCUCAGUCACAGGAUGGUGCCAGGUGAUGCUUUUGUUCUUUUUGGAGGGGUGUGGGGGUGAGCCUUGUGCAUAUCUGUGUCCUUAGAAGAAUCAAUUGUUUGUGUGUGGUCAUUUUUUGCUAUAAAAAUGUCUAGGAAACAGCUGUGUAAUUGUAAU
Molecule: messenger RNA, 5720 nt
Organism: Mauremys reevesii (Reeves's turtle)
Lineage: Eukaryota; Metazoa; Chordata; Testudines; Geoemydidae
Product: deleted in malignant brain tumors 1 protein-like
Exons: 11
Coding region: 7-3003 (998 amino acids)
Cellular component (GO): membrane
Source: RefSeq, a predicted model, not a curated record